AUGUCAACCGUGGAUAAUGUUAAAUCCAUUUUUUGUAAAUCCAGGCAGUUUCAUUCUCGUGAAUUUGAAGAGUUAUAUCAGCGUUACUUUUUCCGUCUAAAUCAAACUAGUGUUACCUAUCUAAUGGUCUUAUUGAUUGUCGUGUGUGUUGUUAUUGUCGCAUUUCAUUUUUCCAGUGGUGAAAUUAUUAGUGAAGAUUAUUACGUGGCUAUAGUUUUGGGUAUUAUAUGCCUAUUUUAUGUAUUCCUGUUGGGAUUUAUCGCACAUGGUUUUGAAUGGUUUCAGCCUAAGCACCUUAAUUGGAUAUCAUGGGCAAUAUUUGCCACAAUGUGUAUUAUUGAAUUAAUGGAUACGGUCGUACGCAAAGUAGGAUUGCCAACAGAUGGCGUUUGGGUCUCAUUAAUUCUUAUUUACUUCAUUUAUACGAUGCUACCUAUAUCGAUGGGCUACGCUGCGUUAUGUUCCCUUGCUAUCCUUUCUAUUCAAAUUAUGACCACUGGUCUAACUUACUCGUUUCGUAGUAGUGCCUAUUCCAAUAAUUAUAUUUGGCGCCAGAUCGUAGCAAAUAUUUUAUUGUAUAUGUGUGCCAACUUAGCCGGAAUAUUUACACAUUAUCCGGUUGAGCUUGAACAACGUAAAGCAUUUAUUGAGACGAGGCGAUGUAUUGAAGCUCGUGUUAAAUCUCUACAUGAAAAUGAAAAACAAGAAAGUCUAUUAAUGUCCGUUUUGCCGCGUUACGUAGCAGUAGAAAUGAAUAGUGAUUUCUCAGCUAUAAGGCGUGAAAGUCAAUUAUUUCAUAAAAUUUAUAUUCAAAAGCAUGAAAAUGUUAGUCUAUUAUUUGCUGAUAUUGAAGGUUUUACGAAGUUAUCAUCUCAGUGUGACGCUCAAGAACUUGUGAAAACGCUGAAUGAACUUUUCGCUAGAUUUGAUCAGCUAGCACAGAAAAAUCACUGUUUGAGAAUUAAAAUUCUUGGUGAUUGCUACUAUUGCGUGUCUGGAUUGCCCGAUCCGAGGCCAGAUCAUGGACAUUGCUGCGUUGAAAUGGGCCUUUGCAUGAUUGAUUCUAUUGCUGUUGUAAGGGAAGCUACUGGCGUCGCUAAUUUAAAUAUGAGAGUUGGAAUACAUAGUGGAAAAGUAUUCUGUGGAGUUUUAGGCUUAAAAAAGUGGCAAUUUGAUGUAUGGUCUGACGAUGUCACUUUAGCCAACAAUAUGGAAGCUGGUGGCUUGCCUGGGAGAAUCCAUAUUACAGAAGGAACUAAGGAGUGUUUAAAUGGUGAAUAUGAAUUAGAAGAUGGGAAUGGUGCUAGUAGAAAUAAAUACUUGAAGGACAAGAAUUAUAAAACUUAUUUAAUCGUCCAAACUCCACGAAAUAAAGCGAGUGUUUCGCUACGGGAUGGCGAACGAGAGGGUAGAGGUCGGUCUAAUUCACAAACACGAUUAGAAGAAUGGGGUUCAGAGAAACCAUUUGGUGGCCAAGCCGUUAGUAUUCAAAUAUAUCAGCGACAUUUCAAUAAAUUAUGUGUUAAGAGUUUCGAAGAUGAAGUUAAUGAUCUACUUAAGCGAUCUAUUAAUGCUCGUAGUGCUGAUGGGUUAUUAUCAGAGAAAUCACACAAGUUUUUACUUAAAUUUAAGAACGCAGAUACAGAGCGCGACUAUGGUAAAACGCGUGAUCGUAUGUUCAACCGCUAUAUGUCAGCUGCCUAUGUCAUCUUUAUUUUUAUAUGCUUUGCUCAAAUUACCAUUUUGCCAAAGGAUCCUGUUAUGCUGCCAUUAUUUUUAACCGCUUUUGUUAUAUUAAGUUUGAUUGAAUUUAUGACUUUGGCAUAUAAAUUUAAGGCUCUACCAAAAUCUUUACGUCAUGCUUCGAGAUGGCUAGCUACAAAUCGCUAUAGUUGUCUUAUAUUAUCUAUUUCCACAAUCUUUAUCGUUUAUUUCACUUCCAUUGGAGUACUGUUUGGGUGUAGUACAGCUGCUGUUAACGGUCAAAACACUAUUCGUGGCUAUCCAGUAGAAAAUUAUUCGCAGUUAUUACCUGAUACGCCUAAUUGUAGUUUUCCUCAAUACUUUGACUUCAGCGUUAUUAUGGCACUAUUAUGUUGUGGAAUUUUCCUCCAAUUAAGUCAUCUGAUCAAGAUAGUAUUGAUGAUCAUUAUGACUGCCACUUACUUAGUUAUAAUACUAGCAUCGGAUUAUACGAUUAUAUUUGCAAGAUAUGAUAAUUAUUUUAACUUAUGUUUUAUUUUUUAUUUCAGGAAAUUUAAUUCCGCAUCAGCAAACUCAUACUCUCAACCUUCGCUUUCUACGAUUGCCGGCGUAGUUAUUUGCAUUUAUGUAGUAGCGCUUUCGAUUCAUGCUAGACAAAUUGAAGCUACAGCAAGGCUAGAUUUCCUAUGGAAAUUACAGGCUACUGAAGAGAAAAAUGACAUGGAAAUAUUAAAGAGACGUAAUCAGUUGUUACUUUGUAAUAUUUUGCCAGCUCAUGUCGCGGAGCAUUUUUUGAAAACUAAUAGAAGACAUGAGGAUUUAUAUUAUCAAUCCUGUGAUGAAGUAGCCGUUAUGUUCUCUUCAAUACCCAACUUUUCCGAUUUCUACUCCGAGUUGGACAGUGUUAGUGAGGGGGUUGAAUGCCUUAGGUUGCUAAACGAAAUUAUCGCAGAUUUUGAUGAGCUCCUAAUGGAAGAUGACUGUAAGUAUAUUGAAAAGAUUAAAACAACAGGACAUUCGUAUAUGGCCGCGGCUGGAUUAGUUCCUGAUCCGAAAUUAGAGCAAGAUGGAGCGAAAUGUACGGCCGCUUUAACUAAUUUUGCUAUGCGAAUGAUGGAUAGACUGGAAGAUAUCAAUAAACAUUCAUUUAACAAUUUUAAAUUACGAGUCGGCAUUAACUUUGGCCAAGUUGUAUCUGGGGUUAUUGGAGCCCGUAAACCACAAUAUGAUAUAUGGGGUAACACCGUUAAUGUUGCUAGUCGUAUGGAAUCUACCGGAAAACCUGGCUUUACUCAGGUUACAGAGGAAGUAACCAAAGUAUUAGCUGGACGUGGAUUCGUCUUUGAAUGCCGUGGUUUAAUAUCUGUGAAAGGUAAAGGGAAUAUGAUGACGUACUUUCUGCGUGGGAAAUCCGAUCAAUCGAUAGUUUAG
Trichoplax adhaerens is the source of this 3135-nucleotide messenger RNA. RefSeq lists its product as uncharacterized. Lineage: Eukaryota; Metazoa; Placozoa; Uniplacotomia; Trichoplacea; Trichoplacidae. Gene Ontology annotation, molecular function: adenylate cyclase activity. The transcript is spliced from 23 exons. The record is from RefSeq and is a predicted model, not a curated record. Gene Ontology annotation, biological process: adenylate cyclase-activating G protein-coupled receptor signaling pathway; intracellular signal transduction; cAMP biosynthetic process. Gene Ontology annotation, cellular component: plasma membrane. Bases 1 to 3135 code for a protein of 1044 amino acids.